Gavialis gangeticus (Gharial) is the source of this 492-nucleotide messenger RNA. RefSeq names its product phosphatidylethanolamine binding protein 4 (gene PEBP4). The record is from RefSeq and is a predicted model, not a curated record. The transcript has 5 exons. Lineage: Eukaryota; Metazoa; Chordata; Crocodylia; Gavialidae. Bases 31 to 477 code for a protein of 148 amino acids.
CCCCAGUACAAGCAGGACCAAGAGGACAGGAUGAAGCUGCAGGUCGCUGUCCUGUUGGCCAUGGGCCUAGUUGGCAUUGCUGCCUGGAAAAGCAAGACCCUGCAGCAUAGUGAAUUUGUGGAGACCUGCGACUUUGAGCAGCUGGAUGGCCCAGAUGCCCAGUUCUGCCAAGGGGAUUUACAAGUUUUCUACCCGGAACUGGGGGACGUUGGCUGCACCUACAUUCCCAAGUGCCAUCAGUACAGGAAACGGAUCACCAAGGAGUGGAGAGACCCAGAGAUCAAAUAUCCACAAGCUGAGAAGAAUAAGAGCUACGUGCUGAUUAUGGCUGAUCCAGACGCCCCGAGCAGAUCGGAUCCGAAGUUCCGCUUCUGGAGGCACUGGCUUGUCAUUGACAUAAAAAGCUCUGAUCUCAGCUGUGGCACGGACAUCCGCCCUCUCUUCAGGGCUGAGGGCAAGUCAUUUAAUCUCAGCUGAAACAUGGAGGAGAUU